This is a messenger RNA of Podospora pseudopauciseta, 1332 nucleotides long. RefSeq lists its product as uncharacterized. Lineage: Eukaryota; Fungi; Ascomycota; Sordariomycetes; Sordariales; Podosporaceae. Bases 406 to 1155 code for a protein of 249 amino acids. The transcript is spliced from 4 exons. The record is from RefSeq and is a predicted model, not a curated record.
UUUUUCUUGUCGAUACACCCAUGAAAACAAUGUGCUGAUCAUGGAGAUAGCGAUGCUCCGUAUAGAGGGGCACGACGGGCUAGAACUGCCUGUGACCCAGACCCACUGAUUCGCGUCCCCUGAGAAUGCGGGGGACGGCUGGACAGGGGUUGGUUCAAAAAAGCCACAUUUCGACGCCACAGAUGACGUAUCCAACUCUCGUUCCACCAUCCCACUUUCGCGCUCUCUUCCGUUGGGGGACUGAAGAUAGACUUGUCCUAGUGGUAGCAACCAACUCUUGGGAAAGCCUGGCCAGACACGAGUCUCCGAGACAAAAAUCCAAACCUAGAUUGCCUUUGUUCAUCUGCUUGCUCUCUUGUACCCAUCGGCACCGUUAGACAUCUGACCCCCCCGCAUCUUAUCAAAAUGGCAGCAAAAGCCGGCCGGCCUCCCAACUACUAUGCCAUCCUCGAGGUCCCAGAAACCGCCUCCACCACCCAGAUCCGCGAUGCCUAUAAACGCGCUGCCUUAAAAACCCACCCCGACCGCAUCCCGGCCGACCACCCUGACCGUCACGAACGAACCCGCAAAUUCCAGCUCGUCAACGACGCAUACUACACCCUCUCCGAUCCCACCCGCCGCCGCGAAUACGACGCCCAGCGCAAACUCUUCUCCGGCCCCAGCUCCUCCCGCCCCACGCCCGGCGGCUUCGACCCCUUCGCCGACGCCGAAGAGUCCGCUUCCGACCAGCAACAGCAAGGACAGCAGCCCAACUUCUACUCCUGGGCCUGGAACUUCUUCACCAACCAAAGCCAGGGCGCCAAAAACCAGCACAACCAGGAAGAAUCCCGCCAGCAAGCUGAGAAUGAGCAGUUCGCCGAUGUCUUCGAAGAGAUGCUCCGGGAGGAGGGCAUGGCCGACCCGUCGCACAACAACAGGCCGACGGGCAAGUUUUGGGGCACGCUGGGCGGUAUCAGUGGUGGCGCGCUAGGGUUUAUUAUGGCCAAUGUACCUGGUAUGGUUGCUGGUGCUGUGGCUGGCAACAGGCUCGGCGCGGUGAGGGAUGCCAAGGGGAAGAGUGUGUAUGCGGUCUUUCAGGAACUGCCACAGGCGGAUCGGGCAAGGCUUCUUAGUCAGUUAGCCGCGAAGGUGUUGAGCCAUACGGUGGGGAUUUGAUCUUUGAUGUGCUGGCUGAUGAGAGGUGUGGUCGGGGUUCGGAAAGGUUAUGAAUUUGGGAUUGGGCGUGGAGUUUGGGAUUGUUUGGGAGAAAUUCGCCCAUGGAAACAGCACGGGCUGAAAUGGGUGGUUAAUAUACCAUGAAGGAUUGGUUUUCUGUAUCGUCGAUGCAAUAGA